Messenger RNA from Salpingoeca rosetta, 2126 nucleotides. RefSeq lists its product as uncharacterized. Gene Ontology annotation, biological process: regulation of transcription by RNA polymerase II. Gene Ontology annotation, cellular component: nucleus. The transcript is spliced from 2 exons. The coding region runs from base 1 to 1350 and encodes 449 amino acids. NCBI's taxonomy places the organism in Eukaryota, Choanoflagellata, Craspedida, Salpingoecidae. Gene Ontology annotation, molecular function: transcription cis-regulatory region binding. The record is from RefSeq and is a predicted model, not a curated record.
AUGCACGAAAAACAACAGCACCAGACACAAGCAGGCGACGCCGUCCCGGCCCAGCGUAGCCCUCCCCAAACCCAGCACCACGACGACAUGGGCAAAGAUGCAGGCUACGCAGCAAGCACAAGCACAGCAAGCAGCACAAGCAUGACAAGUAGCAGCCCAAAGCGCCUAAAGCGCGGCACGUUUGUUGCCUACGGAGAGUGUGCGCAAACCAGGUGCAUGCAUCACCAAUCGAGUUCGGCAACCCACAUUCUCUCCUUCGACAAAACCAGCGACGACAACACCGUUGAGCAUGCUAGCGGACAGUAUUGCGUGCGGCGCCCGCCUGUUUUGGCGCGCAUUGCGCAGAGCGAUCCCAGCAACGUCACCUGCACCCUGCAGACAUCACCCGCCGUGCUGACCGUCACGGGUGUCACACGCGAGCAGGCGGCUGCGCUGGCAGAAGAGUGCACCAGCGAGCUCAUGGAGGCGUACUGCGACGCCGUCAUAUUGGAUUGGGGCUCAUUCGACUUCAACUUCUACAUGCACCGCUUCUUCGAUGAGGGCGAAGACGGUGGUGAACGUGUGCAUGACGCCCACGAACGCGCAACCUCUGCACACGCCAGUGACACCAACACCAGUACUUGCAGUGAGCACAGCACCGCCAACAGCAACGAUGUCAACUCAAGCACUUGCAGUGAGCGCAGCACCACAAGCAGCAACGACAGUGGUAGUGAUUAUGUUCGGUCUGGGGAGAAGGCGAGCGAUGUUGGUGGUGGUGGUGAUGGUGGUGUUCACAGCACGAGCCACAGCAGCGGCAGCGACAGCGACAGCAUCACUGCCAAGCAAGAUUCUGCAGAGCCACCAGCAGCUGCGCGCAUGUGCAUGCAGGCCAUCCCCGUCAACAUUGCGGGGAUGCACGGCGACUUCAAGCUGGAGGACGAUGACGAGAAUUUCGCGCUCGUCGCUGCUGCCAUCCGCCGCGCCCUGGACUGGCUGCAGUACACGAAGGACACGGAGUUUGCUGCAGUGGGUCCGAAGUUGCUGUUGGACUUGACCACGGUCUCCGCUGGCCUUCGACAAGCCAUCCUCGCCGACGUGGCUCGCUACGCUGAAGAAGCCAACGACGGCAAGCUGCAGCAGGAAGGGGAUGAGGUCCAGAAACAAGAGCAUCAACAGCAUCAACAGCAUCAACAGCAGGAAGAGCAGGAAGAGGAAGGGAUACAACAACAGCAGCACCAGCAGCACCAGCAACAACAGCCGCACCAGCAUCAGCACCAGCAGCACCAGGGAGAGAACGAGGUUGACGACUUGGAAGAGCAUGAGGAAUUCUGCAGCACUGAGCACAUAUUCAUCAUUGCAUCGACUCCCUGAUUGCUGCGCGCGAGGCCGUCGAUUAUGCGCUGGCCACCUUUCGCCUCGAUGUGCCUCCAGACCAUUCGGAUGUUGUAUUCGCUUGGUCGUGGGAAGAACUGCUGCACAACGUCACGCAGCAUGACGAUCCACAGUCCAUUGCCACAGCCAGAGGGAUAUGGGGGUUUCCCAAAGGGCAUGUUCCCGCUGACCUGCGCCCCGCUCUCGCCAACGUGGAGAUGAUGUGGCUGCGAAUCCACAAGCCUGAAGUGGAGGCCUACAAAUCGCUCCUGAGCCUCCCGGGCAUCAAGCUGAUCGACCUCAAAGGAGGGCUGCGCACUGCAAGGCUGCUUGAGCAGGUCAAGGCGACAGGCGACGAGGAGCUGCUGCGUCGCUUCAAGGAGGUGACGGUCUUGUACGACCGCAGAGGGUUGAGCCCAGAAGAGGCAGAGCACCAGCGACGCCGAUGCCGACUCUCGUAUGCGCUCGAGUAUGCAAGAAAUCAAGGGUACGACUCCGAAGGCCGCUGUCUGCGAUGCCAGCGCUGCUGCUGGUAUCAUGACUAUUACAUAGGCUGCGAAGAGUGCUAUCGCUUGAGGCCCGACCGCGACUAACUGUGCUUUUGCAUGCGUGUGCAGGCGUGUGUGGAUCUGUGCGCUGUUUGUUCGUGCCUCGGCAUUGUUUGUUUGCCUUCCGCUUUCGUUGAUGUGGUCUGGUCAGAUAUCUCCUUUUGUUGACAUGAUUAUGGUGUGACAUGAGUCAGACGUUGUUCACAAAUACAACGCCAGCACUCAAGC